This is a messenger RNA of Chaetura pelagica (chimney swift), 1220 nucleotides long. RefSeq names its product ubiquitin specific peptidase 46 (gene USP46). Gene Ontology annotation, biological process: protein deubiquitination. NCBI's taxonomy places the organism in Eukaryota, Metazoa, Chordata, Aves, Apodiformes, Apodidae. Gene Ontology annotation, cellular component: nucleus; cytosol. The record is from RefSeq and is a predicted model, not a curated record. Gene Ontology annotation, molecular function: cysteine-type endopeptidase activity; cysteine-type deubiquitinase activity. The coding region runs from base 325 to 1077 and encodes 250 amino acids. The transcript has 8 exons.
CUUCUUUUAUAGGGCACCAAUGCCUCUGCUCUGGAAAAAGAUAUCGGUCCAGAGCAGUUUCCAAUCAAUGAACACUACUUUGGAUUGGUCAAUUUUGGGAACACCUGCUACUGUAACUCCGUGCUGCAGGCACUGUAUUUUUGCCGGCCGUUUCGGGAAAAUGUGUUAUCAUACAAGGCCCAACAGAAAAAGAAGGAAAAUCUCUUGACUUGCCUGGCAGAUCUUUUCCACAGUAUUGCUACUCAGAAGAAGAAAGUUGGUGUUAUUCCACCAAAGAAGUUCAUAUCAAGGUUACGAAAAGAGAACGAUCUUUUUGACAACUACAUGCAGCAGGAUGCACAUGAGUUUUUAAAUUACCUUCUCAACACCAUCGCAGACAUUUUGCAGGAGGAGAAGAAACAGGAAAAGCAAAAUGGGAAACUGAAAAAUGGCAACAUGAAUGAAGCUGAAGAGAACAAUAAACAAGAACCCACCUGGGUGCAUGAGAUUUUUCAGGGAACACUGACUAACGAAACUAGAUGUUUGAACUGUGAAACCGUUAGUAGCAAAGAUGAAGAUUUUCUUGACCUUUCUGUUGAUGUGGAGCAGAACACAUCAAUUACACACUGUCUAAGAGACUUCAGUAACACAGAAACAUUAUGUAGUGAACAGAAAUACUACUGUGAAACUUGCUGCAGUAAACAAGAGGCACAGAAAAGGAUGAGAGUAAAAAAACUGCCAAUGAUUCUUGCCUUACACCUCAAGAGAUUCAAGUACAUGGAGCAAUUGCACAGGUAUACCAAGCUUUCCUACCGUGUGGUGUUUCCUCUGGAGCUACGUCUCUUCAACACAUCUGGCGAUGCUGUCAACUUAGAUCGGAUGUACGACUUGGUAGCUGUUGUUGUCCACUGUGGAAGUGGACCAAAUCGAGGGCAUUAUAUUACUAUUGUGAAAAGUCAUGGGUUUUGGCUUUUGUUUGAUGAUGACAUUGUAGAGAAAAUAGAUGCUCAAGCUAUUGAAGAGUUCUAUGGUCUGACCUCUGAUAUAUCAAAAAAUUCAGAGUCUGGCUAUAUCUUAUUCUACCAGUCAAGAGAGUGACUUGGCAAACUGUGACAACAGCACACAAGGAGGCUGCACAGAAAAGGAGGUGAUGUCCCCCCUUGACUGACUGACACAGACCACAGCUUGUGUGGUUGGACAACAAUACACUCUUGUCUCCUGUUCAAUGGUCUAUGUGAUAU